GCUUGUUAGAAUUCAUUAAUUUAGCUUUGCAAACAGCUGUUACGGUCAUCUCAGCUUUACAUUAACAACAAUUAAUAUAACUUGCCCACACCUCCACUGUUAAGGGCUUCUGCCUCACACUUUCCCACAUUGCAGCUUACAGUGGCGCAUAAGCGCAUUUAACAGCGCCAGUGUUACCAUAUACUCGUCUUAAGUUUCGCCAUUUUGUGUGUAUUUUGUCCAUUCGUCGCCGCUGGUCUGUGUAUUUUGGUUUCCCAUUGUGUUUGGGGCCCAAGCGCCAAGCCACUUACGCGUCCUAUUGCUAGCAUCAGCACAGCCAGUUGCAUGCAGGCGUUCAACAGCAACGCACGCAUCGGACCAGUCACAGCGCAGAGCGCACAGCUAUUGGCAAAAUUAACUGUUUUUGGCGCGCAUUUCAAUCUGUUGGCCACAUGCAGCAGUAGACACAAGUUGUUGCUGCCCCAGCUAAUUGUAAAGCGCAUUUGAGAAAUUCAUACGACAAGUGACAGUUUUUUCUUUUAUUUAUUGAGUGAACUCUAGUUUUUUUUUUUUUUUUAAACAUUUUGUUUACGUGACUUUGUUUGUGUUUGUGUUUAGAGUGUGUGCUGGGUGUUUACUUAAAACUUUGCACACAACACAACAUGUAAAUCCUUAUCAAUGGCGUCGAGCAGCAUGCCCAAAUACCGUUACAAAUCCCCUGGCGCUGCCGGCACGCAACUCCAUUGGCUGCACUGCCUCCUGCGGCUCUGCUUGUUUACCCAAGUUGUUAAGCUGGGGGCACGCGCCGAGGAGGCCAGCACUUCGACUGGCAUCUCUGAAGAAUGGGGCUCCGGCUGGAAGGGCGGCACCAACUUUCUCGUAGAGGUCGAGGAAACAGCUGCCAUGUCACCAAAUACUGCACGUGGCAGCAGCAACACAUCCGAUGAAUACAUCGCCGAAAUAACCAACAGCCAGGAGGAGGUGCCACCCGGGGCCACCGUUGCCACAAAUGGCACAAAGCCCGAAACGGGUCCGAAGAUCAUAGUGCGCACCGAGGAAGUGCUCAUUGUUGGGCUCGUGCUCAUCCUGUGGGUGGGCGCCAUCAUGCUCUUCUUCAAUCGCUGGGGCAAGAUACGCAUGUUGGAGCCCUAUCAGCCCAAGUUCCAGCAACAGCAUCGCAGCUCCUGUCCCCUGGUCGAUAUAGAUGCGGUACCAACGCAUCAGCGCGCCUCCGUGUCCCGCAUGUCGAUGGGCAUGGUACACAAUCAUAAUCUGAAUAUGCCAACGUGUCAAUUCGCGGCCUAUAAACCGAGCCUCUAUGCAAAGGGCUACGCCUCGCAUGUCUCGCACGUGGCUCGGCCGCGCCAGAAUUCGGUAUUUGUUGGAGCCAGUACGAGUCACUAUUUGAUGCCGCGGCCGCCGAGGAAGACUCGCUCCGCCAUGGAUCUGCACUCGAUGGUGCUGGACGAGAGCGCCGAGCAGGUGUAGAUGCCUAAAAGAGAGAGCGAGAGAGGGAGAGAGAGAGAGAGAGAGAGAGAGAGAGGGAGAGAGGGAGAGAGUGAGAGAGAGAGAGAGAGAGAGAGAGAGAGAGAGAGAGAGAGGACAAAUGUUAAGGCUAAUGUGAGCGUGUGUGAGUAUGUGUAUGUGUUUUGUGUUGGGGGCGUGUGUAAAAGAGGACAGCUAGAUGUGUGUAGAUCAAGGAAUAGGUAAAUAAGAAUAUGUGUCAAUAGCGAGAAGAGCAUAAAAGAGAAAAGAAGACAUAGAAACAGUUGAAGUUACCCAAUUGCAACAACUACUAAGUAUUUACAACGUGUUCUUAAACUCAUACUAAACGCGACACUCCUAUCUCUCUCCCACUCAGUCUGUCUGUCUCUCUCUCUCUCUCUCUUUUUGCAACUUACUCUCCCAUUUGUGCUUAUUUUUUGCUGAUGCAGCGUGGUUUUAUUCAUUUUCAAUGCCAAAACAAUUGACGCACUCUUCAGUGAAGUGUGUUAAAGCAAAGAGCUCUGUAGCUGCGAUAACAAAGCUCGCUGCUAUGCAACUGCAUUGUAAACAGUUACCAUGCAUUUUGAGCUGAUAUCAAACAUAAAAGCCAUCAGCUUUUGUCUGCCGCGCUGCGUCCACGGCGCUUAAAUCAAACCUAAUUUAUAGUAUUAUUAUCUCGUAAAGCUAUCGAAUCUCUUUAUAUUUACCUUAAUUCGUAACUGUCUCCCAAAGAACAACUCGCACACACCAGUUUAUUUCGAUAUAUCUAUAAGAAAAAUAAUGAAAUUAAGUGCUAAACAUUUAUGUCGAUUGUUGUUUUGCAAAGGCUCAAUAUAUCCCACAUACGAGUACAUAUUUUGCUAUAUCCCAACUACAAGUAUCUUUAACUAUAUCUAUAUUAACAUAUUCGAGCUGAUUGUAAUGUUCGUAUAAGUUCCAUUUAAUAACUCACAAAAUAAAUACAUAUGCACCAAGUUUUCGCUUCUUGUUCAGUUAAACGAAUAUAUGUUUCGAGCUAGACUAAAACCGAAACGAGAAUCGAAUUUUAUUGGACAGAAACAGCGUGAAUAGGAUUGUAACGAAUGAUAACGAAUGACGGCAGGACGGCAGAAUGACGAACUGAAUGACAGGAACGAAUGAGAACGGUGAUCUAACGAGUUGAACUAACGAGCACGGAACUGUAACGAAUAGAAUGAACGAGAACGAGACUAAAGGAAAAUGAGUACAAAUGUGUACACAAAAAAGAAACAAAUGAAACGAAAAGUAGACUCAAAUGAAUCAAAGUAACUAAACAAAAAAAAAAAA
This is a messenger RNA of Drosophila virilis, 2769 nucleotides long. RefSeq lists its product as uncharacterized. Lineage: Eukaryota; Metazoa; Arthropoda; Insecta; Diptera; Drosophilidae. The record is from RefSeq and is a predicted model, not a curated record.